CACCUUUGAGACCUGCAAUUCUGUAGACCCCUUACCCAUACCCCACGACAACUUUAACUACUCCAUAAAGCUACUUACUAUACCCUUUUGGAGAGCCAAUCACACCUCUCUCUCUCUCUCUCUCUCUCACACACACACACAAAAAAAAAAAAUUGUAUGUAGAAGUAAGGUUGUUUAGAGUUUGAAUGGAGAAUCAGUUGGGUCUUCUGAGAAUCCGUAUCCUUAGAGGCAUAAAUUUGGCCAUUAGAGACUUCAGAAGCAGCGAUCCUUAUGUUGUUGUUAGGAUGGGCAGACAGAAAUUGAGGACUAGAGUGGUGAAGAAGAAUGUCAAUCCCGAAUGGAAUGAUGACUUGACACUAUGUAUUGCUGAGCCAAUUCUGCCAAUCAAGCUGAUAGUCUACGACAAAGAUACAUUCUCUCGCGAUGAUAAAAUGGGCGAUGCAGAACUUGAUAUUGUACCAUUUAUAAAUGCAGCAAGGACGAAGCGCGUUAAGAACAUCCCCAAUGGAACCAUAAUUGCCAAAAUAAUUCCGAACAGGCAGAAUUGCUAUUCUGAAGAAAGCUGUAUUGCUUCUGAAAAUGGCAAGGUUGUCCAAAAUGUGUUUCUUAGGUUGAGAAAUGUUGAGUGUGGUGAAAUAGAGCUGCGUUUGCAAUGGAUAGACAUUCCUGGUUCCAAGUGUCUGUAGGUAGCUACUUCCAUCCCAACUAUUGUGGACACCAAUGUACACUAUGCUUGCUGGUUUUCAAAAAAUUUAGUGGCCUUGUAAAAAAAAGCUAGAUGAAAUUGUCUAUAUGAAUAUUGACAUUCAACUAAAUGGAGCUUGUCCUUUUUUAUC
Molecule: messenger RNA, 836 nt
Organism: Nicotiana tabacum (common tobacco)
Lineage: Eukaryota; Viridiplantae; Streptophyta; Magnoliopsida; Solanales; Solanaceae
Product: GTPase activating protein 1
Source: RefSeq, a predicted model, not a curated record